UAGCUCUCCAUUAGGUCGUGGUUAUAAGACAUACUCUCCUCGUCCACCUCUCUGCGACAUACCAAUAGCGUCGGUAGAGUAGAGUCUUCUUACUUGGCCAUCAUGACGUCGACAUCUACUAGUUCAGCAGCUACCACAUCGGCUUCAGCUGCUGCUGCCGCCGAAGCCGCUGAGGCUGCCUUCUUCGCGGCGCGGUUGAAGGUGAACACACAGGCUGUGAUUCAUUAUGCUGCCUCACUGAGUGCCCUCAUCGGCGUCUUCAUUAUUGCUCAUUGGCUUCGUUUUAUAUUCGUCAAGGUCGGCUGGUCCCGUUCCAAAAACCCGAUCCUGCUGCCCUUUCUCGCCGUAACAAGAAUUACUAGAAGACUUUUCGUUCGAAGCUUCCCUGGGUUCACCUCAGUCGGACAUGCCAUCCUCGUGACCGUCUACGUAGCUAUGAAUGCGCUUUUCGGUUUCUAUAAUGUCGACUACAGCUCAUAUCCUAACUUGGCUGCUCGUCUUGGGUGGAUGGCGGCAGGAAAUAUGGUCUUCGUGGUUUUUCUUGCUCUGAAGAAUACCCCACUUGCUAUUCUUACAUCCUACUCUUACGAGCGACUCAAUGUCCUUCACCAAAUUGCCGGGUACACUACCUUUGUGUGCGUUAUUCUUCAUGGGUCCAUAUAUUGCGCCUACUUCACCGAGGAAGGGAGAACAGAAAUUUUCCGCGAGGAAGUCGUCACAGCCGGUAUAAUUCUUGGGUUCGCCGUGCUUUUCACGACCCUAGCCGCCACGAUCCUGAGACGACUCAACUAUGAACUUUUCUAUAUCAUCCACUUGGUCCUGUUCCUGCUAAUUGUCGUCGCCAUGGGUUUACACCGUCCUAGCUUUAAGGCCGAACAAACAUUAUACGCCACGGUCAUACUUGCUGCAUUGUGGUUCGGCGAUCGCCUCAUCCGAUUCUGUCGGCUGGCUUAUAACAGUAUCAACAAUGAAGCUACUGUCUAUGCCCUACCCAAUGGUGGCACUAGAAUAGUGCUCAAGAAGCCCAUCCCACGCGCUCGACCUGGAAAACAUUGUUAUGUCUGGCUCCCAAAAAUACGCACCUUCGAAACGCAUCCUUUUACCAUCGUAGCUAACGACCCCAUGGAGCUCAUUAUCAACACAUACAGUGGUUUCACUCGGGAUCUUCAUAAGUAUGCUACCCAGAAUCCCGGGGCAAAUCUAAAGGUCUCGGCCGAAGGUCCAUACGGAACUUUACCCGAUCCACUGGACUUUGACAAGGUUGUCUUGGUUGCUGGCGGUUCUGGCGCAACUUUCACAUUUGGAAUGGCCGCCGAUACGCUACAGCGAAUGUCCGAAGAUUCUAGGCAGCGAAUCGACUUCAUCUGGUCCGUUAAGGGGCAUGAAAACAUAUCAUGGUUUACGCAUCAUCUGGAUAAUCUUCGCAGCCACUUCCAUGCCCCGAAAAUUGCACUUAAGGUGCACGUUACUAGAUUAACGCCCGCCUCUACGACCGCCCGUGGUGGAUCCCUAGAACGCCACUCAGAUUCGUCAGAGUCCUCGUCGCACAUAGAGCCUUCGUCGUUAGAGAAGAGCGAAGAAUCCGGAAUCAGCGGGCCUUCGUCUUCUGCUGCCACGCGUUACGAAUCCGAUGGGGACGAGAAAAACGCGACACGGCAAGGUGAUACUUCUUCGGUAGCAACAAGCAUGACGGACUUGCCCAUCAUUCAUGGCAGACCCGACACAGAAUCAGAAAUCAAAGCGGCGGUGCGAUCGUUAGGUAAGAACCAGCGAGUCCUUAUCGCCGCUUGCGGACCCGACAGCCUUACCAAAGUGGUACGCAACGUAGCUGCUAGCUGCAUCAGCGUUGACGGCCCCGCGAUCGAAGUUCACAUCGAACAGUUCGGUUGGUAAUUUAUUUCAUGAACGUCAUGGGCUACGAAUACCUUUACGUAUAGGUGGGGCUUUUAUGAGGUUUUUAGCACCAUCGGCAUCAUUUUGGAUUAGACGGCGUCUUCGGAUAUAUCACUUCACUACAGCU
Molecule: messenger RNA, 2020 nt
Organism: Hypoxylon trugodes
Lineage: Eukaryota; Fungi; Ascomycota; Sordariomycetes; Xylariales; Hypoxylaceae
Product: ferric reductase NAD binding domain-containing protein
Exons: 4
Coding region: 103-1893 (596 amino acids)
Biological process (GO): intracellular iron ion homeostasis; copper ion import; iron ion transport
Cellular component (GO): plasma membrane
Molecular function (GO): ferric-chelate reductase activity
Source: RefSeq, a predicted model, not a curated record